AUGAACCUUCACAAACGUAUCCACAUGCGGUACCUAAAGAGGAAGGCUCCAAUAAAGUUGGAGGAGAUAAGAGAUCUUCUCAAAUGCUAUGGAGAAAGCGGAAUGUGGAAUCGGAAUUACGGAAGGAGAGUUCUGAAACUUGAUGGAGAAGCCGCCUGUUUAAGAGAAACAGAGAAAGUCGCAUUGAAGCGCCGGAGAACAUGGUGGAUAAUGAGAUCCACACAUGGAGACGGUUACAAAGUUACCGGAGACGUGAAGAAGAGUCACGUUAACGUCAAUGAGACGUUGAGGAUGAGGAUGCUUACCUCGGAGAAAAAUGGAUCACAAGAAAUCACCAAGCAAGAAAAGAGGAUGCUUACCUCAGAGAAAAAUGGAGCACAAAGAGGAUGCUUACCUCGGAGAAAAAUGGAGCACAAGUCUGUUGAAGAGUUAACCGAAGAAGACAUGGAGAGAGAUCCAUGCACGAGACGUCAAGGACGUUGGUGGUGUUCAAAGAUGAUACCAAGCAAGAAAGAAGGUUGCUUACCUAAGAAAGAAAAGGGAGCAUAG
Messenger RNA from Microthlaspi erraticum, 549 nucleotides. The record is from the annotation of a GenBank genome assembly. NCBI's taxonomy places the organism in Eukaryota, Viridiplantae, Streptophyta, Magnoliopsida, Brassicales, Brassicaceae.